Molecule: messenger RNA, 1266 nt
Organism: Trypanosoma cruzi
Lineage: Eukaryota; Euglenozoa; Kinetoplastea; Trypanosomatida; Trypanosomatidae
Exons: 1
Coding region: 1-1266 (421 amino acids)
Source: RefSeq, a predicted model, not a curated record
AUGAACGGUGAGGAAUCACCAGUCGAAUUCCGGGGGCUACCGGGUAGUGUUUUUUUCGCGAAGUGGUUUACAAUUUGCCUCGUUCUCGUUCUGCUCAUUUCCACAGGAAUGACCUCCAUGCUAUUCAUGACCUCCAUCUCAGCUAGUUAUCUCCGGGCGACAAACAGCCAAAAUCUGAUGUAUCUCCCGCCACAUAAUGGCACCGCAGAGCUGGCUGCUGUACUAAUGAUUCCAGAGUAUAUUGUCGAGAUUGGUAUGUUGCACUUCACGAUUGGCGCAUCUGCAUUCUCCCGAAGAACGCGGAAUUUACUUCCGCUGCAGCCCUUUUCCAGCGCGACGAACCCAAUAGAGUCAAUUCUUUCUGAGGAUCUUCUUGUCGCAUAUAUAAAAGUUAAAAAUGAUGCUCUUCAGUUUGGAUAUGCGGCUGCAGAGCCUUGUGGGGGUGCGUCUGCCACAAAUAUUAUGUAUAGGAGUCGGUUUGUUAUUGCUGCGACAAUUAUUGGGACUCUAUGUGGAAUGGGCAUCGUGUUUGUGGCAUUUGGUUUUUUAUUUUAUUUAAGAAAAAUUUAUAUUACGCCAUGUACUAAAUUUUGUGUGGAGCGGAAGGAUCGCAUGGUGAGGCUAACUGGAGGGAAGAAGGAGCUGGGAGAAUUCAUUGAAUCAAAGAGGGCCGAAGAACACCGGGAACGCAGUGUGAUCAUUGCACUGAUCAUCCUCAGUGUUGUGGGAACCACUUUUCUUGUAACUGCGGAAGCUUUGGAGCAUAAUCUACGUUCCUCUACAUUGAAGUGUGGCAGAUCCUUCUGCGGCGUGUACGAAGACGCCAUGCGUAGUCUUUUCCAAAGCCCCUGGACUAGUGGAGGCCGUUUCUCUUGCCAGGUGGGAUACUCUUCUGCUCUUUUUCUCGCUGGGACCGUUUUGAAUGUCGUGUUGCUUAUACUCAUCAUGUUUUUAUCUGCGCUGCACUUUUUUAUGAGACACGUACACGUGACGCUAAUUUGCGAGGCGGCGGGUAAUGGAAUCCAGCCGGAGGGAAAUGGGCAACGUAACCCCAUGGAAGCCCCUUACCUUUCCUUGGAACAGGGGAACGGGGGGGGCGAUAAAAUAAAUUCGAUCUUCUCCGCGUCGAAUCGUGCGGCCACAGUCGUUGGCUCGGACGAGGAGAAGGAUUUGGAUCGCCUGCGUCAAGUAUGCUUGAUGCCAACUGGAAUAGAUGCGAUGGAAGUGGCUGGGUCGUUGAAUGAUUGGAAGAGGGUUCGGUACUGA